Siniperca chuatsi (mandarin fish) is the source of this 931-nucleotide messenger RNA. RefSeq names its product growth hormone releasing hormone (gene ghrh). The record is from RefSeq and is a predicted model, not a curated record. Gene Ontology annotation, biological process: positive regulation of cell population proliferation; growth hormone secretion; positive regulation of multicellular organism growth. Lineage: Eukaryota; Metazoa; Chordata; Actinopteri; Centrarchiformes; Sinipercidae. Gene Ontology annotation, molecular function: peptide hormone receptor binding; growth hormone-releasing hormone activity; growth hormone-releasing hormone receptor binding. The transcript has 6 exons. Gene Ontology annotation, cellular component: extracellular region; terminal bouton; perikaryon. The coding region runs from base 205 to 630 and encodes 141 amino acids.
AGUGACUGGGAGCUACAGGUUCAGUAUAAACUGACCAUGGAUGCAGGGAUAACAAACAGUACUGUUCCAGUGUUUCUUUUGUCCAGUCUUUGAGAUGAUGAGAGAUGAGAGUGGAGGGCACCAAAUAAAAAGGGAACUGCAGGGACGCUCAGAAUUCACACAAAAUAUCUAGCUGUCCAUUCUUCUCCACGACUAGCUGUGAGGAUGGAGAAAACUGCAUUGCUGCUGUUUUGUUGCCUGGUCAUGUCUUUAUCAGGCUCCCCGCUCUAUCCAUCCAUUAGGUUCGGCCAGAGGGAUACAUCCAUCCUGAUGGCAUCUUCUAUAAAGAAUCCUGCAGAGCAGCUGGAGGAAGACAGGAGUCAUCCCAGGGAGCAAGCAGAGUUACGCUCAGGACGCCAUGCAGAUGCCAUCUUUACAAACAGUUACAGGAAAGUCCUGGGCCAAAUCUCUGCCAGGAAGUUCCUUCAGACAAUCAUGGGCAAACGGCUGGGAGAUGAAAGUGAGAGCUACAUGAAACGUCAAUCAGAUAUCUAUGAAGGGACCUAUAAAGAAGAUCUUACAUCCAUCCAGAGCAAUCAGAGAUACAGAGGAGUGCAUGAAAAUGUCAUGAGGCCCAGACUGCUGAGUUGAGAUUGGUGGAUCAGACUACUUUAAGGCUGCCAGUAUUCCUGGCCACUGCACUUUUCAUAACCAUCAUUGCUUGUUUUCUUAUACUUCCUCUAAUCUGUCCUUUAUGGAUGACAAUGUCAUUUUUUAUUCCCAUUAAAGCUGUGAAGAAAACCUACUGCCCAGCUCAUGACUGUGGAAAAAAUGGCACUGAGGAACUUUAAGUUCAAUCUUGCUUUAACAGAAAUACUAGGAUGUAACUUUUGUUUAAGGCUAUUGAAAUACCAAUGAGGAAUAAUGGUAUUAAUAAAAUCUUGAACAACAA